AUGCUCGAAAGAACGGCGGCGGCGAGUCUGGAAUCAUGCAACAUCCAGCGUAUUAUUCCGAAGCCGAGCCGCUCGACGAAACGCUGUCGCCAGCUCCAUACAGGCUUCUGGCAGCAUGGAGCGUCCGCCAUUGAGCUCUCCAGUAUCUGGCCGGCGAUAGGUCGGACCGCCGAGCAGGAGCAGUCCGAAAAUGCCAACCGCCCGCUACAGACUGGACUGGUUGCGUCGGUUUUUCUAUUGGACUUUCUAUAUCCGAGCGCUACAUAUUCUCUCCUGCGGCGAUUGUAUCCGGGCCUACCGCGACCUCAAGAUUCCAGCCAUGCGGGCGGUGGUGCCAGACGAAGGCAUUUCACCUCGUCUACGGCCACUGCUGAGCAUGGCUCGACUGAUACCUCGGCCCCGCCAGGAAUAGAAGCUCUUUCUUCGGUGGGGAACCGAGUAUAUCAGCGAGACGAUGGAGCGCCCGCCUCCUUGGGCGAAGCUUCGCAACCUUCAGCCUCCUUGGGCUCACGCCAUGUAUCUCGGCUGCAGUCGAAUGCAGCGCUCCUGGAAGAUGUGCUCUCACAUCAAAGCGAGGAGCGCUAUCACGACGUUUGGGACUUGUACUGCAGAUUAGAUGGGCAUCAUCAAUUGGACUUCCGCCGCGCCAUGGUCUUGUAUCUCUCAAAAUCGCGCGGAAUAGUCGAAAUCGGGAGGGCCAUCUCACUAUUUCGCCAGAUUGAUAUUGCUGACUGGGACGACGACCUCUUGGCCGCUGGAGUCCUGGCUUUCAUGCGAUCUGGUGACCUGGAGCAUGCGAUCGGUAGGCUAAAGGUUGGCCUGGAGCUGAAAGGUCUAGUCGGGGGCCUCGAGUACAUUCUGGCCGAUACCAUUGCCAACGAAAAAUGGUCCAUGCUUAUAGGCGUAUGGCUGGAAUUCUACGCAUCUCGCCUCAAGUUUGAACCAGCUGGCCAGCCUGAAGCCAUUCGCUUAGAACGACUCGAACGCUUGCCCGGCCUCGACAAGCUCUUCUUCUCUUUUGAGAAUUAUCUCUCGUCUGACGGUGCAAAGGCGGUUCGCCCCAUCAAGAUCUAUGAGACGACAAGGCUGGGCCUCGAUGCUUUAAGGCGAAAAAUGGCAGAGCUAGCACUGGCGCAACCCUGUCAACCAAGGCAAGCGACUGCUAUUUUGAACAUUUUUAACGACCACCAAUUAUACAAAGAUUAUUUGCUUCGCGUGCUGAACUGCUGGCAUGGCAAAUCUGAAUUGAGAUCUAACCUCACUUGGUUAUCCGAGUUAUAUAGAACAUACCGCAAGCUUCCAGGCGCUCACCCACCCAUCGCUUUGCUGCAGCAUAUGUUUGAAUUGCACUACCCAUAUGGGACUGCUACACUAGAGGAAAUUUACAAAGACUGGCAUCGUGCCUGGGGAGACUUGGACCAAUGGGGGUAUGAAAAGUUUCUCAAGUACUACGCUGGAGUGGGAGAUGUCCAAGCCGUUCAACAACUAUGGGGGCGGUAUGUGAGCAAAUAUCCCCGCGUGUUGAAGAAACCCAGGGCCUUUAGGAGUACCAUGAACGCUUAUGCGCAGAUUGGCGACGUCACCAAAGCGGAAGAAGAGCUUCGACUCAUGACAGACCACCACGGAGUCAAGCCUGACCUUGAUAUUUGGAAUACCUUGCUGAAGUGCUAUAUGCGAGCGCAAGACUACAAUCGAGCGGUGGCCUGCUUCAGCGAGAUCUGCAAGAUGUAUCGACCAGAUUCCUUCACGUAUGCUCAUAUAAUGGCCAUGUCUGCCAAGAAGGGUGACCUGGAAGCCACUCUUGGCUUCUUCAACCAAUCUCAAAAAAGCCGAGUUCCCGUAUCGAAGGAGAUGGCAAUGGCCCUGGUCAUGGCGUACUGUCGCAACGAUCGAUUGAUGGAGGCGGAAAGGAUAUCCAUGGAGCUGGCGGAACGAAACGCGACAAGCACUGCCAUCUGGAACCAGCUGAUUCAUUUCAACGGCAUGCAAGGUAGGCUUAGCAAGUGCUACGAGCUGCUUCAGGCCAUGAAGUCGUUUGACCUCGCAUGGGACCAUCAGACUCAUGAAUUUCUCCUUCAGGCUCUUGUAAGAGUGGACCAAGUGCAGCCUGCCUACCGCCUCUUGCGGACUGCCUACAAGGAGAAGCUGUUUCCAGUUGGUCCAGAACAUUUUGCCGUUGUCAUGGCUGGCGCUGUUCGUAUUGGCGACCUUGGACUGGUCGAGAUUCUGGCUUCGCAUCUUCUCAAGGCUGGCCAGUCAAUGAACUUUAAUGCCAAGGUAGCCCUCGCUGAAGCCUCUUUCAAGAAGAAGCCGUCCUCUACCCGAACGCGGCAGCUCGGGAAAGAAUUCGUCGCUCAUUUACGCUCUCUGUUUAUCCACAAUGCCAGAGGUAGAGAGGCCCAUGCUGUCUCAACACUUCCGAGCGAUAUUAGACACUUGAAGAAACAAACCAAGAGCAUUGGCCGCGCCAUCAAACUCUUGGUCGAACUACGAGACUUUACGACAGCUGAAGAGGCCAUCAGCUUGUAUAGCGGAAUGUUCCCCAAGCAUAGAGGAAGCGAGCCGUUCCCUCCGGAAGUGAUUUCCGCACUCAUGCUGGGCUACUUCAAAGACAGGAAGUUCCGCCAGGUACAUGAUAUGUGGAACCAGACUUGGAAGAGAGUCCUCGCUCGAGCGCGGCACCGCCAAGCAACAGGCAUCUAUCCCAUCCACGAAUACGAUGUCUCCAGACCAGUAACGAUCUUGGCCAAGACGCUUAGGGAAGAGAACAGCGGAAAGGAGCUGCUUGAAGUCGUUCAACAGGUUACAUCGGCUGGGUUCAAGUUGACUCGGAGCAACUGGAAUCUUGUAAUUCGCUAUCUUGCCGAGAUGGGCCAGUGGGAGCCUGCCAUGCGCUGGUGCGAGACCAUGCUGAUGCCGCGCUGGCGUGGAUGGAGUCCCGGCAAAAGAAGUCUCCAGGAACGCCGCAAUAUGAGAAACACGCGCGUGCUCCAGGCGUCCAAUGCGGCUGUCCUCAGCUUACAACAGCAGUGGCUGAAGCUGCGCAAGUUGGCCGCCUGGUCAGCUAGUGUCUCCGCCAAGCUGAGAGAGAUUGAGAGACAAUUCCCCCGCCUGCACUACGCCUUUACGAAUACUGACUUUGAACAUGUUUCGGGAGCAUUGGACGGUAACCGAAAGGCAAGCCUAAAGAAGAGCGCCAUGGACAUGUUGAGACCAUUUUCGCAUAUGGAGCUGAAGGGCAUGAAGAAGGCGCUGGAGAGACAGCUUCGGGUGCAGGAGACCAAACGACUGAGACGACGAAUGAGAAACCCGCUGCGGGCCGUGUCGAGCGAGUUGAAGAGGCGAGUCCGGGGUGUGCGGAGGCAUGCGGGUAGGGCGGAGAGGACGACUCAUCAGUCGCCUGCAAAGGAUGACGGUGGUGAAGGAGACGAGUAA
Trichoderma atroviride IMI 206040 is the source of this 3435-nucleotide messenger RNA. Lineage: Eukaryota; Fungi; Ascomycota; Sordariomycetes; Hypocreales; Hypocreaceae. The record is from RefSeq and is a predicted model, not a curated record.